UUAUUGCCUCUCCCUAAGACCAUUCGUACAAGUCAAUGCGCGAUAAACCAAUCCCUAUUAUCUCGCGAGAUUUCACGAAGUUUCCGGUGUUGUGUAUGUUCCUGGAAACAUGGCGGUCAGCAUCCGCGGCCGUCCGAUCCGAAGUCUUCGGAUGCGAGGUCGGAAUGACAGUGGGGAAGAGAACGUACCGCUCGAUCUGACCAGAGAACCCUCUGACAACUUGCGUGAAAUUCUUCAAAAUGUUGCCAAGCCACACGGCGUCACCAACAUGCGGAAACUGGGCCACCUGAACAAUUUCAUAAAGCUGCUAAUCAGCAUUGGCCACUGCGAGGAGAAGUUUGGGUUUACAUAUGAAGAAAUCAUCAUCUGCCUGCGGUUAGCCCUGCUGAAUGAGGCCAAGGAGGUGCGUGCUGCAGGUCUGAGGGUUCUGAGGUACCUCAUCAGAGACAGCAACGUGCUGCAAAAGGUCCUCAGAUUGCAGGUGGACUACUUGAUUGCCAGGUGCAUUGACAUCCAGCAGAGCAAUGAGGGGGAGAGGACUCAGGCCCUCCGACUGGUCAGAAAGAUGAUCACAGUGAACGCUCUACUGUUCCCCAGUUCUGUCACCAACUCUCUGAUUGCCGUGGGAACAGACGGGCUGCAGGAGAGGGACCGCAUGGUGCGCGCUGCCAUUGCCAUCGUCUGCGAACUUGCGUUGAAGAACCCAGAGGUAGUGGCCAAUAGGGGGGGUCUCAGCACCAUAUUAAAGAGUGUGAUCGACUGUCAGCUGAGCCGCAUCAACGAGGCUCUGAUCACCACCAUCCUCCACCUGCUCAACCAUCCACACACCAGGCAAUAUGUUCGCAAUGAUGUGGAGCUGGAGCAAAUCCUAGCCCCUUUCACAGACUUCCACUACCGUCACAAUGCAGACACAUCAGAGAUCCAGCUCAAGGAGGACCGCGAUGCUCGUUUCCUGUCCAGCAGGAUGGCUAUAGUAGCUGCCUUCCGCUCCUGGUCUGGGAUCAUUAACCUCUGUAGGGCUGGGAACUCUGGGAUCCAAUCCCUUAUUGGUCUGCUGUCUAUACCAAAUGUGGAAGUGAGGAAAGGUCUGCUGGAGGUAUUGUAUGAGAUAUUUAGGCUACCUCUCCCCAUUGUAACCCAGGACUUUACGGAAGCACUUCUCAGCGUGGACCCCAGUAGGUGCCAGGACAGCUGGAGACUGUCUGAUGGCUUUGUGGCUGCGGAGGCUAAAGUCCUCCUGCCUCAUCGAGCCAGAUCCAGGCCUGACCUGAUGGAUAACUACCUGGCUUUGGUACUGGCUGCCUUCAUCUCCAGUUGCCUGCUAGAGGGUCUGGUAGAAGUUGUGACCAGCAGUGAGGACCAGAUCUCAGUGAGAGCCACCAUCCUACUGGGAGAACUGCUACACAUGGCCAACACCAUCCUCCCUCACUCCCACAGUCACCACCUGCACUGUCUGCCCACCCUUAUCAACAUGGCUGCCUCUUUUGACAUCCCCAAGGAGAAACGCCUACGGGCGAGUGCGGCUGUCAACCACUUGAAACGUUUCCAUGACAAGAAGAAACAAGGACCCAAACCCCAUAGUCUGUAUCUGGACCACAUUGUCCGCAAGUCUGUGUCUGCACACCACCGGAGAGAGACUCACACACGCGUACACCGAGACAUCAAUGCUAUUAAGGACACGGAGGAAGCCCUGAUGUUGAACCUGAGAGACAGUCAGAUCCUUAACCAUAAACAGAACCUUGACUGGAACUGGCUCCUCAUCGCAACUAUCCUCAAGUGGCCUAACGUUAACCUCAGGAACAACAAAGAUGAACAGAUGCACAAGUUUGUGCGGAGACUGCUGUACUUCUAUAAGCCCAGCAGUAAGCUGUAUGCAGGGCUGGAGCUGGACCAUCCUAAAGCCAGACAGCUCACUGUGGUGGGAUGCCAGUUCAUCGAGUUCCUCAUAGAGUCUGACGAGGAUGGUCAGGCGUACCUGGAGGAGCUGGUGAAGGACAUGGUGGCCUGGCUGUCCUUGUCCUCUGGUCUGAAGCCUGACCGCUGUCUCCAGAGCAACGGGCUGCUCACCACCCUCAGCCAGCACUACUACUUGUUCCUGGGGACCCUCUCGGCCCACCCACACGGGGUUAAACUGCUGGAGAAGUGCGGCCUCUUUCAGAGUCUGCUGAACCUGUGCUCUGUGAAGAAUCAGGACGCUGUGUUGAAGCUGGCUGUGUCUACUCUGGACUACAGCACGGAUGGACUGGCCAGAGUCAUUCUCUCCAAGAUCCUCACUGCUGCCACUGAUACGUGCAGGCUGUAUGCCACCAAGCACCUGCGUGUGUUGCUGAGGGCAGGGGUGGAGUUCUUCAGUAACUGGGGCAUGGAACUGCUGGUCACCCAGCUGCACGACCACAGCAAGGCAGUCUCCAUGGAAGCCCUGGACAUACUGGACGAAGCCUGCGAGGACAAGGCUAACCUCCAUGCUCUGAUCCAACUCAAACCGGCUCUGACCCACCUGGGAGACAAGGGCCUUCUGCUGCUCCUCAGGUUUCUGUCUAUUCCUAAGGGCUUCUCCUACCUCAAUGAGAGGGGCUACGUCAGCAAACAGUUGGACAGAUGGCAAAAGGAAUACAACCUGAAGUAUGUAGAUCUGAUCGAGGAGCAGUUGAAUGAAGCGUUAACUACAUACCGGAAACCUGUGGACGGAGACAACUACGUCAGACGUAGCAACCAAAGGUUACAGAGACCAAAUGUUUAUCUUCCUGUGCACUUGUAUGGUCAGCUAGUCCAUGACAAGACAGGCUGCCACCUACUAGAGACUCAGAGCGUGGUCCCUGACCUCAGCUACACGGUUCGCUCCCCGAUGCUGGACACCUGGGAGGGCAUCAAACAGCUGAAGGCAGCCCUCUGGGCUCUGGGUAACAUUGGGUCAUCAAACUGGGGUCUGAACCUGCUUCAGGAGGAGAACGUCAUCCCUGACAUCCUGGCCUUGGCACAACACUGCGAGGUCCUGUCCGUACGGGGAACGUGCGUGUACGUCGUUGGCGUGAUCUCCAAGACGCGGCAGGGCUGUGAAGUGUUGAAACAGUAUGGCUGGGAUACAGUCAGACACAGUCGCCAGACACUGUGGCCCGUCACCCCAGACGAGGUGGACAAACCGAUGACCUCUGAACUUUCCUCCGUACCGAGCACGCUCAGUCUCAACUCUGAGUCCACCAGCUCCCGGCACAAUAGCGAGAGCGAGUCCCAACCCAACAUGUACAUCCUGGAUGAUGACAAGUCUGAGAUGUUGGACCAAUCAGACGACGCCUCCCUCUACCUGCGUUCCAAACCCAUGAAGGACCGCAGCCCCUUCACCAUCCUGGCCUCCACCCGUUUUGUACGCAACCGCUUCCUCAACUCCCUGUCGCUCCCCAGCAAAAAGUUGCGCUCCACCAGUGACCCCAAGUCAAUGGGGGGCAGCCGCACCCCCACCGAGCCCAAACUGGGAGGGCUGAGGAGGAACAGGACGGUAACGGAGCCCUCCAUCUACUCCUCGUCGCAAGGCGAUGUGUUCAAUGGGAGAGGCAUACCCAAGAGUCCCACAAUCAGCCUGGAAACCUCUUUUGUGGGUAUCAGGGACUCUGUGGGGGGGUCUGAGGAGCAGCUGGGAGAGGGGAGGCUAUCCCGGGCUGGUGGAGGAGGGUCUGGGCUGGGGGGUCCUGGAGAGCCCCCAUCCAGGGAGCAGAGUAGCCGGGAACGUCUAGCGGGAGGAGAUGGGGGAGGGACUCAGUUUAAAAGCCGCAGUCAGAGCUUCAACACAGACACCACCACAAGCGGCAUCAGCUCCAUGAGCUCCAGCCCCUCCCGCGAGACUGUGGGAAACCCUGAGCAUGCCGAGCCAGACUCGUCUGACUGUGUCAGCCUCGACACAGUGGUCUCGGCCAAGACGGUCAAAACGCUGUACACCCUCGCCCCAACCCAGGCCCACACCAACCACCUGCCUCUCUCCAAGUCGAACUCUGUCUCACUGGUCCCCCCUGGCUCCUCACACACCCUCCCCCGCAGAGCCCAGAGCCUCAAGUCUCCCUCGGUGGCGGCCAUUAAGAGCCUUGCAGACUGCAGUUUCAUGUACACCAGCCCGCGGGAUGCACUGGGCUAUGCUACUCUGAAGAGGCUGCAGCAGCAGAGGAUCCACCCGUCUCUGUCUCAUAGUGAGUCGUUAUCGUCGCCCGCUAAAGACGUGCUCUUCACUGACACGAUCACCAUGAAGACCGGUAGUCUGGACUCGAGGCUCACGCCGCGCAGCUCAGCUUGGGCUCCUGAAGGGUUCUUCCCCACAGCCCAGUCUUGGUCGGUAGACAGAGAGAAGCAGACUGAGGUGGAGUAUCUCAGGUUGUCUGCUAAGAGAGUGAGCUGUCCAGCCCCCCGCCCCUCUGAUGCCCACCGCAGGCCAUCCAGAGCCUACGUCCCUCGGUUGUCUGCUAAGAGGGUCAGCUGUCCAGCUGUCCAGCCACUCCGCAGGAUGUCCAUCUCUAUGCCUUGGUUUCUGAAGGCGUUGAGCUUUGCGUCUCUGGACAAGGAAGAUCUGCUGAGUCCCAUCAACCAGAUCACUCUGCAGCGUUGCUCGUCGGUGCGCUCCAUGGUGCCCAGCGCCACCUACGGCUGUAACGACGACUACGUGGGCCUGGCGCUGCCCAUGGACAUCAACGACAUGUUCUACAUCCGAGACACGCCCUACUUCCAACAGAGGACGAGCCCGCCUGCCGACGAGAAGUGUCCGUUCUACUUUGGAGACUCAGACAGUGACGGUGGUCGUCCCUAUCCUCCUAUCCCACUGCUGAAGCAGCAGUUCAGUAUCUCAGAGCUGAUGGCCAGCAGAGAGAACAACCAGAACCAUAUCCUGGGUCCAGAGGAGACUGGUCUACAGGAACACACUGAUGACAACUGUCUCUACUGCGUAGGAGCUACUGUACUGGGCUACCACGCACAGCCUCAGAUCAACAAUGCACACACCCGCACUGACUACAUAGACUUUCCGUGGUCUAGUCAGACCAGCCAUCGUCUGGAGGUGAUGCCUCAGUCCAAGUUCUCUGGCGUCUCCGGCUGCAGCGACGCUGCUGUGUCACAGGGAUCCGUCGGCAGCACACCUACUCCCGCUGACAUAGUGCUAGGUGGCAAGGCAAUAUCUGAAGACGGCCCAGCCUGUCGGGUUCUGCUGAGGAAGGAGGUGCUUCGCCUCGUCAUCAACCUCAGCUCUUCUGUAGGAACCAAGGGCCACGAGACGGGACUACUGACGAUAAAAGAGAAGUUUCCCUAUGCGUUUGAUGAUAUCUGUUUGUACUCUGAGGUGUCUCACCUGCUGGCCCACUGUAUGUUCCGCUUGCCCUCUCGACGCUUCAUACAGGAACUCUUUCAGGACGUACACUUCAUACCGAUGUACGAGGAAGCAGAAGCGAUCCUGUCGAAGCCACCAAAGCCCGUCGGAGUGGAUAUAGACCCUCCCACGAAGUUCUGACUUUCCUCGUCUCUGUCCUCCCCUCCCUGUUUAGACGCUGCUUUCCCUCCAACCCUCACAUAGAGAUACAGAGAGCAAGAUAGUGAAAAAAGGGAGGGAUGGAGAGAAUAGGGGAGAAAGGAUAAAAAAGAGGGGAUAAGUUUAGCUGAAGUUCAAGAUGGAGGGAGCAUGGGUGUUAAAGAAGGUGUGAAAGUGUUGUCUCCAGUUGCUUGAGAAAGAGAUCCAACUGUCUGAACAAAUGAAACCUGACGCGUCUAGUUUUGUUCCUGCCUAUGGCCAACAGGGGGAGCAUUUUUACCAAAUGCUGUUUUCAGACGGAUGUACGAGCCUGACCAACAGACAUCACAGGAGACGCAUCAACUACAUAACACAUCACACUUAACCUAAACACAAGCUGGAUGAAAUAUGACUAAGUCUUGAAGAAUUUGAUCUUGCUCUGGUGUAUGCUGAUAUGAAAUGAAAAGGGCAUGUUCAGUCCAUCCUAGUCAGUGCUGGACUCAUCCUCUUCUCCCUCAUAAUGGAAACACUACAGAAGGUUCUAGAAGCCUCCCUCAUAGUCAUACCCUCAGUCGGUUUCUGCUAGAGAUGGUUGUGCUGUGAUCUCAUAAGUUUAUUAUUUCCAACUCUGCUUAUGAUCAAAAGACUCAUUCUUGUUUAAACGACCAUUUUUCUAUUUGUCUAUAGACUGUCAGACAAUCAAACAUCAGUAGUGUUUUUAAAACAUUUUUCCCCCAUCUGGACAUAUGGAACAUAACUGCUGUGGCUUGCUCUCUGUCACCCUUUCUGUAUUCCUCUCUAUCUCUGACCCUGGUUUGGAAGGACACUGCCUCUGACAGUGGCAACAGCUGGGUUCUCACACCUUUUCAUUGAUUCUUUUUUUAUGGAGGUUGUCAGAAACCCUACCUCCGUGCUUCGCUCUCACUGCAUGUACAAACGGCAUGUCAAAACUGUAAUAUUAGAUCAUUGUCACUGUUUCUGAAAAGUGUUAAUUUAUUUCUUCCAAAUGCUUCUAAUAGUUUCAUUGUCUUAAAUCAUAAUAGGUUGCCAUCACUUGUUUGCAAACUGGGGAAAGUAAUUGUCCCCAAGUUGUUUUCACAAUGCAGAUAUUGCUGUCGAUCAUUGGCUGAGAUGAGAGGACAGGGUGACGUGAUCAUUUAUGGAUUGCUGUAAGGUUUCCAUGGGAACAGGUUUCUGUUUCUAUUGGUUAGUUUUGCUAUUAUGCUGCUACACAAGUGGACUCCUAGGGUGAUUUAUAGGUCUGUUGAGUGAUGUCGGAUCUAUUUAUUAUAUCUGUACCAUAGCAGAGUGACUGAGAAGAGUUAUUUAUAUUUUUUUUCCUUGAGACUGUAUUAUAAUUCAAUGAUUUUUUUUGUGUGUUUUUUGCUUGAAUCAUGGUUUCCCUUGUAUAAUGUGUAUAGUGUGUUUUGGGGCAUUGCUGACCUAAAGAAGCAUACAAUCUUAUUAAAGGGAUACAUUGUUAAUAAAAAACAAUCUUGAACUCCACAAACUGAGUGAUGGUCUAUUUUUAUUUGUCUAUGACAGCCUGUUAAAGUUGUUGAUAGUUGGUAUUAUGCAUUUUAAUCAGCUUUCACAUUGUCAUUCUCAAAUAUUAAGGGCUUGUAAGUAAGCAUUUCACGGUAAGGUGAAUUCGUGUUGUAUUCGGCUCAUGUGACAAAUAAAAAUGGAUCUGGAGAAUGGUGUUAUUACUAUCAAAAGAAUAAAGAUGCUUUUCCCACAUGGAACCGGUAGGUUCGCUAGACCUUCAUUGGUUUCCUCGCACAUAAAGGUGGCGGAAUUAGCCUAAAUCAAGGUCAGCAUAUGGCAUAUCUGUAAACACCUCCGCCACACCUUCAUUUAAAGGUCUGAAUUGGGCCCAUAGUGUCAUUUCGUGGGAUUAAUGCUCAGGCUCUAAUCAAUGUCCACAACCAAUUUCAGUUCUGAAAAGGUUGUGUUAAGACAAUUCUGAAUUUUAAAAUGAACAGAAACUGAUUUAAAUAAGUAGUUCCAGACCAGUGUAAAACAUGACACUGUUUCAAAGCACCUCCCAGUAGAAAAAUGUUUUCAUGUUCUCAGAGUAGUGUUCAUGUGCCUCAGGUCAGCUGUGCUGCUUUCCUAUCAUUCCAGUGUCUAAAAUUGUCAACAUGUGGACUCCAGAUUCAUUCAGCCAUUUCAAAAAGUUAUACUACUUAUAUCCGGCAUUUACUGUUGAAAACAGUAAAAAAUAAAAUAUUUGAACUGCUACAAACGAAGCCCCAAUAAUAUAACACAGGUGAUGUAUAAAAACAGCAUUUUAUUUUUAUAUAAAUACAAAAAUAAUUACUUUACACAUGACUGUUUUUAUACAGAAUUAGCGGCAUCAUGGCCGGAGGGGCUUAGACAAAGGCACUGAACAGUAACCCAUGGUGGAUAACACGCUCACACUGGAGCUAACAUCAGCAAAUACAUUUCAAAUCAGCUAGAUCGCUGUUGCUUAUUGGACUCAGCCUACACCCCAGGCACUGGGGUUUUACUACACCUGUGGAGGCCCAUCCUACACUUAGCUAAUGCUGUGUCCUCAAUCACCAGUUGAGCAGAGCUCGGAGGCGAAAACCAAAAUGUGAACACACCCAGUGAGAAAGCAUACUAACUGUCAUACGCAUGGCAUAAGCACUGAACUCAAUUUGGAAGAGUGGAUAUACAACUAAUAUGCAUGCAGUGGUAAACAAUGGCUACAAUUAAAAAAUAAAAAAAAUUAUGUGUCGUUCUUUGCUUGCGACAGAGCUAAAGUGAAAUGUGCACUCUGCUCCGGUUCCUGUAAGAACAGUUGCUACACUUUUCUCUCUGGCUUCAAAUGUCACACCGUCACUUCUGUUGGACAUAAUACAGACAGAUUUCAAUGAGAUUCAAGUAGGCCUACAGCUCUUUAACAGUAGGAGCAGGUUGGCUUCCAAAGUUUCUCAGCACCAGUAGAGGCUGUGUCUCAAACCAGAGAGAAAUGGGUGCAGAAUUGAUGAAAAGGUGUGUGGGGGGGGGUCAACACCAAUACACUCCACUCAGUAUACAUGUAAACAUCGGUUCUUACUGGCAAAAUUGUUAUCCUGUAUCCUUCCACUAUUACAGGUAUACUAUGGGUAGGGCCCAGAGUUUUUCCCAGCCAUGUGACCAGACCCAGGAAAUACAUCAGGCCUCAACUAUGGAGGAUGGCUCACAUACUCAAGACAGACAAAAUCCUGCUACACUUUCAGUAGCAGAAUAUACAAAUUGUUUACAAUUAAAUGCAUAGAAAAUGUAUUAACAUGAUUUUUUAAAGUACAGGUAUUGAAAUAUAGAAACCAGCUGAAAUCAAGGUCACAUUAUAAAGUUGAAUUCUACAGCCUAAGCUAGAGAGGUUCAGCACCAACUCUAAACGGCAAAGGUAAUUUGGGCUGGUGGGACAAAGCUACUGAACUGCCCCAACAUUGACUAACCUAACACACGUCUAACAUCAACUAUCUGUUUAUAAA
Molecule: messenger RNA, 8961 nt
Organism: Oncorhynchus keta (chum salmon)
Lineage: Eukaryota; Metazoa; Chordata; Actinopteri; Salmoniformes; Salmonidae
Product: rapamycin-insensitive companion of mTOR-like
Exons: 39
Coding region: 110-5479 (1789 amino acids)
Biological process (GO): TORC2 signaling; positive regulation of phosphatidylinositol 3-kinase/protein kinase B signal transduction
Cellular component (GO): TORC2 complex
Molecular function (GO): protein serine/threonine kinase activator activity
Source: RefSeq, a predicted model, not a curated record